CAUUAUUCUCUUGCAACAAACGCAUGGAUUGAACGCCCUGAUGUCUGAGCUUCGACGCAGUGUUCUUAUCACGGGGUGUGCCAAGGGUGGGAUUGGCCAUUCGCUGGCCUGCUCUUUUCAGGAUGCAGGCCUGCGUGUAAUUGCUACAGCCCGCAAUCUCGAAAGUAUGAGUGACCUAAAAGCUCGUGGGAUCGAAACGUUUACUUUUGAUGUCACUUCGCUCAAUGACAUCCAGCACAUGCGAAAAACUGUCGAAGAGCUUACAGUUGGCACACUGGAUAUAUUGGUAAACAAUGCAGGAAAAAAUUGCACAAUUCCAACCGUAGAGGCCUCAGAUGAAGACAUCACCUCAGCAUUCGAGACCAAUGUCUUUUCGGUGAUUCGUGUCGUCCGAGAAUUUACGCCAUUGCUCAUCCGGUCGAAAGGAAUUAUUGUCAAUAUCGGAUCUGUUGCGGCAGUGAUCCCCUAUGUGUUCAGCGGCAUUUACAAUGCAACUAAGGGUGCUCUUCAUGCAUACAGCAACACGCUACGGCUCGAACUGGCACCAUUCGGAGUCCGCGUGAUGGUAGUCGUGACGGGUGGUGUCAAGAGUCGCAUCACCCGUACCAAGCGCGUUUUAUCAGAUACCAGUAUAUAUCUGCCCAUCUCGGAUGAAUUCGAACGUCGAGUUACUCAUUCACAAGAAGGGGCAAUGCCCAAUGAAGUAUAUGCUGCCAGCGUUGUUAAACAGACACUGGCGGCUAGGCCGCCGAAGUGGUUCUGGCAGGGUAAUAGGUCCUGGAUAAUUUGGUUCUUUGAUACGUUCUUUGGGAAAAGGUUUUGGGACUGGAUAUUUCCAUACAUUUUUGGCCUACACAAGCUCAGCAAAAUACUGAAGGGGGAAAACAAGAAAUAAUUUCAAGCUAAGUGUGGCCGAAGGAUAUAAUAUCCAUAUUUAUUUCACAGCAGUUCUACCUCUAAUAGACUAAUCAUACAUGUUCCUGUUAUAUGCCUAGUUUUCUGGCCAGACUCUAGCAAUUAGAUGAUAUGCAGGAGUGAAUAAAACAUGAAGACUAAGAUCAAUUAUCUGAGAUCUUUGAAGCUGUACGAAGGACCAUAUUUCCUAAUUUGACUUAUUCAAAAAUGGUCAUGUUACAUGUAAUUAAUACA
This is a messenger RNA of Talaromyces proteolyticus, 1149 nucleotides long. Its product is annotated as short chain dehydrogenase/reductase-like protein. Gene Ontology annotation, biological process: triglyceride catabolic process; phosphatidic acid biosynthetic process. Lineage: Eukaryota; Fungi; Ascomycota; Eurotiomycetes; Eurotiales; Trichocomaceae. The transcript is spliced from 6 exons. Bases 41 to 895 code for a protein of 284 amino acids. The record is from RefSeq and is a predicted model, not a curated record. Gene Ontology annotation, molecular function: acylglycerone-phosphate reductase (NADP+) activity; triacylglycerol lipase activity. Gene Ontology annotation, cellular component: endoplasmic reticulum; lipid droplet.